Molecule: messenger RNA, 16809 nt
Organism: Coregonus sp. 'balchen'
Lineage: Eukaryota; Metazoa; Chordata; Actinopteri; Salmoniformes; Salmonidae
Source: the annotation of a GenBank genome assembly
AUUGAGCUGCAUGUGCAUCUUGAUGGCGCUAUCCGAGUGGAGACCAUCCUAGACGUUGCCAAGUAAGUUCAUAAACCUGUUGAAUUCUUAGCAUUUGUAUUUUGUUUAAAUAGUGUGUUAUAACAGGUUUUGCAAGUUCUCUUUAAACAUUAACUGUCAAUUACCUUUGGUAAAAGGGCUAUUAGACUCAAGUGAUAUGGUUUAUUAGGUUCAUGUGACAUGCAUUGUUCUUUCAGUAUCUAUGUUUGGAACAUGUAGGCCUAGUUAUGGGGCUAUUUUGAACUAGUAAUUUCAUUUAAGUCAUUAAUAUACAGUGAGGGAAAAAAGUAUUUGAUCCCCUGCUGAUUUUGUACGUUUGCCCACUGACAAAGAAAUGAUCAGUCUAUAAUUUUAAUGGUAGGUUUAUUUGAACAGUGAGAGACAGAAUAACAACAAAAAAAUCCAGAAAAACGCAUGUCAAAAAUGUUAUAAAUUGAUUUGCAUUUUAAUGAGAUAAAUAAGUAUUUGACCCCUCUGCAAAACAUGACUUAGUACUUGGUGGCAAAACCCUUGUUGGCAAUCACAGAGGUCAGACAUUUCUUGUAGUUGGCCACCAGGUUUGCACACAUCUCAGGAGGGAUUUUGUCCCACUCCUCUUUGCAGAUCUUCUCCAAGUCAUUAAGGUUUCGAGGCUGACAUUUGGCAACUCAAACCCUCAGCUCCCUCCACAGAUUUUCUAUGGGAUUAAGGUCUGGAGACUGGCUAGGCCACUCCAGGACCUUAAUGUGCUUCUUCUUGAGCCACUCCUUUGUUGCCUUGGCCGUGUGUUUUGAGUCAUUGUCAUGCUGGAAUACCCAUCCACGACCCAUUUUCAAUGCCCUGGCUGAGGGAAGGAGGUUCUCACCCAAGAUUUGACGGGACAUGGCCCCGUCCAUCAUCCCUUUGAUGCGGUGAAGUUGUCCUGUCCCCUUAGCAGAAAAACACCCCCAAAGCAUAAUGUUUCCACCUCCAUGUUUGACGGUGGGGAUGGUGUUCUUGGGGUCAUAGGCAGCAUUCCUCCUCCUCCAAACACGGCGAGUUGAGUUGAUGCCAAAGAGCUCCAUUUUGGUCUCAUCUGACCACAACACUUUCACCAGGUUCUCCUCUGAAUCAUUCAGAUGUUCAUUGGCAAACUUCAGACGGGCCUGUAUAUGUGCUUUCUUGAGCAGGGGGACCUUGCGGGCGCUGCAGGAUUUCAGUCCUUCACGGCGUAGUUUGUUACCAAUUGUUUUCUUGGUGACUAUGAUCCCAGCUGCCUUGAGAUCAUUGACAAGAUCCUCCCGUGUAGUUCUGGGCUGAUUCCUCACCGUUCUCAUGAUCAUUGCAACUCCAUGAGGUGAGAUCUUGCAUGGAGCCCAAGGCCGAGGGAGAUUGACAGUUCAUUUGUGUUUCUUCCAUUUGCGAAUAAUCGCACCAACUGUUGUCACCUUCUCACCAAGCUGCUUGGCGAUGGUCUUGUAGCCCAUUCCAGCCUUGUGUAGGUCUACAAUCUUGUCCCUGACAUCCUUGGAGAGCUCUUUGGUCUUGGCCAUGGUGGAGAGUUUGGAAUCUGAUUGAUUGAUUGCUUCUGUGGACAGGUGUCUUUUAAACAGGUAACAAGCUGAGAUUAGGAGCACUCCCUUUAAGAGUGUGCUCCUAAUCUCAGCUCCUUACCUGUAUAAAAGACACCUGGGAGCCAGAAAUCUUUCUGAUUGAGAGGGGGUCAAAUACUUAUUUCCCUCAUUAAAAUGCAAAUCAAUUUCUAAAAUUUCUUACAUGCGUUUUUCUGGAUUUUUUUGUUGUUAUUCUGUCUCUCACUGUUCAAAUAAACCUACCAUUAAAAUUAUAGACUGAUCAUUUCUUUGUCAGUGGGCAAACGUACAAAAUCAGCAGGGGAUCAAAUAAAUUUUUCCCUCACUGUAAUUAAUUGAAAUGAACAUUGAACAGAUGUAGCUAACUAUUGCUGGUUGUACUUUUAAAGUCCUCUGUUUCUGUCUGUAUGUCUGUCCCAGGCGACGUGGGAUCACCCUGCCUGCAUGCACAGUGGAGGACAUGACACAAAUCUGUGUGAUGCACCAGCCUGCCACCCUCACAGAGUUCCUUGGCAAGUUCGCAGAGUACAUGCACGUUAUUGCGUAAGUACUCUGAACAUGAAGAUGGCUGAGAUAAUGAGAUGCUGACUACUGCACUAAUCACCUGAGCUUUUGGUUUCAUAAUUAUCACAGGGAGGUGUUGUCUCAAGACUUCAAACUCAAAAGCAGUGGUGGAAAAAGUACCCAAUUGUCAUACUUGAGUAAAGGUAAAGAUACCAUAAUAGAAAACGACUCAAGUAAAAGUGAAAGUCACCCAGUAAAAUACUACUUGAGUAAAAGACUAAAAGUAUUUGGUUUUAAAUAUACUUAAGUAUCAAAAGUACAUGUAAUUGCUAAAAUAUACUUAAGUAUCAAAUAAUUUCAAAUUCCUUAUAUUAAGCAAAUCAGAUGGCACGAUUUUCUUGUUUUUAAAACGUAUGGAUAGCGAGAGGCACAACCCAACACUGAUACAUAAUUUACAAACAAAUAAUUUGGGUUUAGUAAGUCCACCAGAUCAGAGGGAGGACCAUUUUCCUGUCCUGCUAAGCAUUCAAAAUGUAACGAGUCAGGGAAAAUGUAUGGAGUAAAUAGUACAUUAUUUUCUUUAUGAAUGUAGUGGGGUAAAAAACGACUUAAGUAGUACUUUAAAGUAUUUUUACUUAAGUACAUUACACCACUGCUCAAAAGUGAGCGUUUGAUUAAUAUCUUGAUAAAUGAGUGUUAGGGUUAGGCCAGGGUGAGUUUACUUUAUACUGGUAGUGUUACAGCACAAGAUGGCGUCAAGGUGCUACACAACUCAUUUGUGUUUGUGUCAAGUUCAGUUUACAGGAUGUUGUGCUCCACCAAGCUCUUUAAUCAGAGUUAAUAUUGCAGAUAGCUCUUAGAUUGAGAUGAACGUUCAAUCUGUAGAGAGACAUGACAGGGAGAUGACAUGCACUGUACUGGAUGUACUAUACCUCUGUUUUAUUUCAACAAGAAUCAUAACUGCUGUACAGUGUGUUAGGAGUCUAGAGUCUAAAUGUAUUUGCAUGACACGCAAUGCAAUCAACAAACUUUUAAAGAACACGUGAUCACCUAAUUUGUUACAUUACGGCUAAAAAAUGAAAGUGAGAGGGAAUUUUGGAUUGGGACUGUUAUUUGUAAUGAUCGUGGAUUGUGUGUGUUAAAUAGCAGCCCAAUUGGGCUACCUUCACUUUAAUACCAGGGCUUGAUAUGUCUUCUUCCUGGUUAGUGAGUGAAUGAAAUGCAGACAGAGACAGUAUUAUGCCAUGUUUCCUCUGGUGGCAAGACUAGGGGGUCGGUUAGUUGAAAUGCAGAUCAUGCUGCACAGAGGAGCACGUCAUGAUGCGAGCAGGUGUCUCUUUGGCAACAAACUAAACUCACAGACAGAGUCUAGGUUGUUAUGGAUUUUGUUCCCAUUACAACACUACCUUAUAUUUAACCCAAAGGCUACCAAAAUUUUUCACAUUUUGACCCCAAGGUGGUACAAUUGAAAAAAGCAACAAUCCUAGUAAAAAUCUGAACUCAAACCUCACCCACUGCUCAGACUAUACAGUGUUUUAAAGGGUAAUGUGAUGUUUCAGUUCUCUGCCAGGCUAACCAGUAACCUCCCACAAGUAUGAAAAUAAACAAUAAUGGUUUGUAGUGGUAGCCUCUAGCCAGGGCAUAGCAGCUGCUAGCUAGCAGUUAUGCUGAAUAAAGCAUUCUUUAUCAAGUCCUUCCCUUGAAAGCCUUGUUGUUGCGUCUGGUGCUACCCCCCUACACGACAACAACAAAAUGGGGAACUUGCUAGCUGCGUUUUGGCUCAUGCAGGACUUUUGUGUAUGUAGGUGGAUGGAUGAGCAUGGGGGUGGGGGAACAACAAGCAUUCAGACCAGGCCAGUUAGUAACAAGCAUUCACUAUUUCACUUCCAGUGUAAAAGCUGGAAGCAGUCUUUUUUCCAAUCAUGUGAUGUGAAACAGAAUCUGUGUUGUGAAGUCAAAAAGCAACAGAAAGGGAAGCGAUUCUAGGCACAUCUGUUUGAGUGAGUUUGCAGACAUUUCCCACUCCUCCAACAUACCCAUUACUCCACAGGGACUUUUACAGAAAUGUGUACUAUAAAACAGAAUGAUAUGCACUCGAAAUCCAAUGAAACUAAUACACAGGCUGAUCUUAUGUCCUCUAUCUUCAUUACAGGGAUAAGGAUAAUUACAGGGAAAUGAUAAUUACAGGGAUAAUGAUAGUCAUUUUCUCCUCCAGACAGUCAGUCCUAUUGGCAGUAGCAGUGAAGGGCUCAGUGCAAGUCAAGUGCAGUUCAGAGGUCACAGGGAGUGUUUGUUCAAUGGCUUGCUGUGCUCUGACUCUGUGACAGUAAUAGUCCUGGUGUGGUGUGCUGAGGAUUUACCAUCAGAUUACCCUUCUGCUAUUCAGAGAAACACUACUAACCCUGUACUACCCCUGUACUAACCCUGUACUAACCCUGUACUAACCCUGUACUAACCCUGUACUAACCCUGUACUAACCCUGCAGGCAAAGAGGGACACAAUGCAAAGAACAGUUGGCUGUUCCUAGAACGUUUCCGGUGUUUUCCUAAAUCAAGUUGUUUUUAAAAUAUAGCUUUAUCCCAAAAAUGUAUUUGUACCUGGAUAAGCAUAACUUGAGGAAAUCAAAAAAAAAAUGUAGGGCCUUUGUUGGUGACUAAUCAUUUGCAUUACCUGCCAUAGUUGAGUAAAUAUUUGUUGUUUCUCUUGGUCUUCCACUGAUUUUGUAUUACUUUUCCAGUGGUGACAGAGAGGCGAUCAAGAGGAUAGCUUAUGAGUUUGUGGAGGACAAAGCCAAAGAGGGGGUGAUCUACGUUGAAGUCAGAUACAGCCCACACUACCUGGCUAACACUGACGUAAAACCCAUUCCAUGGAACCAGAAAGAGUAAGUGGAUGAUAUUAUGAUAUUUUGCAUAGUCGGUAAGGUAGCUGACAGAAAAGUGUGAAUUUGAAACAUACUGCAUGUGUGAUUGUCACACUAUGGACUGUCAAUAUAUGGACAUGUGCAAUACAGUACUUCUUUGAGUUCCUUGUGUAGGUAUCUGUUCUUGUUCUUAGAGAUCAAACAUAAUAAUAAUAAUAAUAAUAUGCCAUUUAGCAGACGCUUUUAUCCAAAGCGACUUACAGUCAUGACAACAUAUAACAUUAAACAUAUAAAUGCAUUCAAGAAUUCUCUCUGUGUUGAUUUCACUGUCUCUCUUCUCCCAGAGGUGACCUGAGCCCAGAUGAGGUGGUUCACUUGGUGAACCAGGGACUGGCUGAUGGAGAGAAGGCGUUCAAUAUCAAAGCCAGGUCCAUUCUGUGCUGCAUGCGCCACAUGCCAAGUAAUGCCCUCACUGUCCUGUUCAUGCUCCUGUCCUCUGUCUGGCUCAUCCCCUCCUUAUUGUCUGUAGUUCUCUGUCUGAAGUUUUCUGUCUGUAUUAAAAAAGUAUACUUUUUGUUGUUGUACAUUCUACCCCUAUUUCGUGAUAUCCAAUUGGUAGUUACAGUCUUGUCCCAUCGCUGCAACUCCCAUACGGAGUUGGUCGAGAGGUCGAGAGCCAUGCGUCCUCCAAAACACAACCCUGCCAAGCCGCACUGCUUCUUGACACACUGCUCCCUUAACCCGGAAGCCAGCCGCACCAAUGUGUUGGAGGAAACACCGUACAGCUGGCGACCCAAGUCAGCGUGCAUGCACCCGACCGCCACAAGGAGUCGCUAGAGCGCGAUGGGACAAGGACAUCCCAGCCGGCCAAACCCUCCCCUAACCCGGACGACGCUGGGCGCCACCUCAUGGGUCUCCUGGUCGCGGCCGGCUGCGAAACACCUCUAGCACUGCGAUUCAGUGCCUUAGACCGCUGCGCCACUCGGGAGGCCUGUCUGUAGUUUUCUGUCUGUGGCUCUCUGUCUGUGGCUCUGUCUAAAGUUCUGUGUCUGUGGCUCUCUGUGAUCCUUAUCACACUGUAGAAGGUUGCAGGCCAAACAUCUCACAUUUAAAAACACUGUCCACACUUCCUGUUGUGGUCAUUUUCUGAUUGUGUCCCGUUUCAUUCCAUCUAUACUUGACAAUGGUGUGAUACUGUGCACAUUAGUGAGUUUUCUCCUUAGCUAACGUCACCAUUUGCUGACUGCAUGCAGACACUAAAAAGGGGCUCUUGUUUUUAAAUUGUAUCACUAAAUGAACAAUUGCAAGUCUCAUCUCCUAUGUUACAGUACAGAAUAGAGCUAGCAUUGUCUCUCAUACAAGAGAUCUCCUUUUAGGGUUUCCCAAACUCGGUCCUCGGGAUCCCAAGCACGUUUUGGUUUUUGCCCUAACACUACACAUCUGAUUCAAAUGAUCAAAGCUUGAUGAUUAGUUUAUUAUUUGAAUCGGCUGUGUAGUGUUAGGGGAAAACCCAAAACGUCCACCCCUUCGGGUCCAGGGGACCGAGUUAUGGAAACGCUGCGUAUUAGUUAAGUCAUUUGGAUGGAUGUAACUUUCUGACUUCCCAGAGCAUAGUAUCUGUUUUUGUAAUUACAUGUAACAAAAUGUCAGUGGCUAUUUUAGGCAGACAUUCCAGUGAACAGUUCUGUAGUAAGAUUUUUUAUUUGUAUUCUGCUUUUAAGUUAACAGGACAAUUUGACCUUUUCAACCAUUACUUUCCAUGAGCUUUUACUGGGAUGAUUGGCAUGAUUCACAUUGUCUCUCAAUCGUGGACUGCAGCGUACCAUUUAGAUAACCAUUAGGUCAUAAAAUCUAGCAUGAAAACAUUUCAGAAACAUCCCCACAAAUCAAACAUUGUGCGUUUUAAAAUCAAAUCUGUUUGACCUUACUGGGAUGCUAUUGCUGAUAGAUGUGUGUGUUGUUGCGUUGCGCAGGCUGGUCCAUGGACGUGGUGGAGUUGUGUAAGAAGUAUAAGAAGGAUGGAGUGGUGGCUAUUGAUCUGGCAGGAGACGAGUCACUCAACUGUGAGGCCUUACAAGGACAUAGGAUGGCCUAUGAGGUAACUUCCUAACUUUGAACCUUCAUGUCCAAUUUAUACUGUAUGUGCUGUAGUCAACUCUUAUCAUUGUCACGCCAGCAUGCAUGGUUUAUGGUAACAAUAAAGGACUAGAGUUGGCUUUAGCACAUAGUAUGCAGGAUAUGAGGCUAACCACUGUCCUACUAUCAUGCAGCAUACCAUGCUCAGUUUUAUGGCUUAAAGUUGAGAGAUCCCACUCCAACUCAAGUCCUUUAUCAUUACCAUAAACCAUGCAUGCUGGCGUGACAAUGAUAAAAGAGUUGACUACAGCACAUACAGUAUGAAUUGGACCUGGUUCCUCUCUAGGUUUCUGCCUUUCUAGGGAGUUUUUCCUAGCCACCGUGCUUCUCCAUCUGCAUUGCUUGCUGUUUGGGGUUUUUAGGCUGGGUUUCUGUAUAGCACUUUGUGACAUCUUGUCACGGUUCUCUAAGACAGAACCCAGAAGCAGACCAGGACACAGUGAGUUGAACGAAGGUGAGGGUUUAUUUACAGAUUCAAAAGAUGCAGAAUAAUCCAGGAGACGGAGCGGGUGGUGGAGAUGAGUAGAUGGAGGUGAAGUGGCAGAUUAAAUGAUGGCACGGCAGGGGUUGGGUGAAGUUUCCGGGAGAAUGACUGUAGACAGAAAAAACAGAGGUAAGUACAAGGCAGGUCAACAAGGUGCAAAAACAACAAAACUAACGCUAGUACUCAGAGGCUGAUACGCUGACAAAACAUACUGUUAAUGGCUAACGAUCCGGCAGGGAACGGAUGUCAGGUCAGAGCUUAAGAAGGGGUGAUGAUCAGGACCAGGUGUGCCGAGGCUGAUGAGAAGCAGGUGUGGUUAAUCGAGAGAUCACCCGCCUAGCAACGUCGCCCGGCAACCAGACAGGGUGCGUUCAGGCACCUACAGGAAACAGGAGAUACCGAGCAGAAAAACGGCAACACAGGCAGGAACAGACUCAGGACGCAGGGUUCAUGACACAUCUGGUGAUGUAAAAAGGGCUUUAUAAAUACAAUUUGAUUGAUUGAUUGGGAGCAUAGAGCAAAGGUGUGCUGAAAAUACUAUACAAAUUCUUCACAUUUGACACUGUUGGCUACCCGUUUUCAGAUAACAAAGUUAACAUACAACCAAUCUUUACAAGGCAUGUUGCAGAACCGCAGACAUUUAAGUCCUACAAUUGGUUGAUUUAUUUGACAACUAGACAAUUAUUUGUACCUUUCUUAUCAUAAUAACUAAUUGAGUUACUCUGUAGUAGAACCCAUACAGUACAUUGAGACCUUAAGGUCACUUUAGAGACACAUUUGAUGGAGAGAUCAUUCUUGUGAGCCAUUUCUUGAAACAAAAUAACGUAACAAGAAUAAUAAAUGACUUCAGAGCAAUAAAACUAUUUGUGCUGUAGUUUAGAAACACUAUACAUUGGUAAUAAAUGUAAUAAUAAAAAGUUGGCAUACGUCAUUUCAACAACCAUUUCGUUCGGACUGCGCACAUAGAUCUAUUUUCCUUGUUUAUGGUGGUUUGUGAUGGAUUUACAUACAAGACCGUUAAAUCAUUCCCUCAGGACAACAUCGGGGACACUGUGGUAAGGUUGACCAAAGGCUGGAGUGAUACAUUUGGACAUGCCAGGGCAAAAUACUAGGUCCUGGACUAAAUGGCACUUUCAAUGGAGAAUCUUCAUUGAAUAUAAGCAUGCCUUUUAGACCAGCACUAGGCUCAAUUUGCGUCUGGGCAACUGGCCUUAAGAGAGUAUUAAAAGAGACCACUGCACUAAUACAGACAGUUAACAUAACUGAACAAGCUCUAGAUUCAGAUUUUUUAGAAGCAAUGCUGGGUUUUGUCAAAAUCAGCCAUUUCUCAAAUGUUGUUGGUGAGAUGUAGUUAUUUUCAGUCUAGCCCUUGGCAACAAAAAAGAAGCUCCCUACUCGUGACAGCAGCAUGAGCUCUUGGAAUCUCGGAGGUCUUGGAAUAAUGUUGUGACUGUAGGUUCAUCCAUGUAUAAUUACAUAGUUUCAAGACAAUGAAAUGUAUUUCAGUCGGGACUAACUGCAUUGCUAAUGUAAAACCCAUAUAGUUCUGUGGUUAACUUGGCGUUGAUGCUUUCAUGACCGACCUUGUUGACAGGAAGCAGCGAGAUGUGGGAUCCAUAGAACAGUCCAUGCUGGAGAGGUGGGCCCUGCCUCUGUGGUGAAAGAGGUGAGCUUUCCUUUCCUGUACAGUCUUUGGGGAACACUAAAUAUGUCCAUUUUAAAUUAUAUGUCUAAUGGCAGAUCAACUUGACCCAAGACUUCCUCUACUACUCAACACACAGCAGCAACACCCACGUCAUACACUGAACUACGUUAUAAGUGACUGCAUUGUGAAAACAUCUCCCCUCCCCUUUAAUAACAACUUAAAUAUGUAUUUCAGACAUAAACAACUGAACAACUUAGUACACACAGCACACACAGCUUUUUUUAAAGAUAUAACGUUAGACAUGGAAAUCUGCAAAGGUGUUGCUACUGCUCUCAACAACAUUGCUGCCCAGAAUUUAGCAAGCGCUAUCGACAAAGAUCAGUGGGAGAAAGUUGUGAGUUUAUGCGUUUUAAGAUCAUUUAAUCAAAAACAUUUUAAAGGUAAAAAAAUGUCAGUUUCUAAUCUUUUUGUUGUUGUUGUUGAAAUGAUCAAAUCAUUUGACAACCCUGUUUGUAAGCUUUUAAAUGAUACAGUGCCUUCAAAGUAUUCAUACCCCUUGACUUAUUCCACAUGUUGUUGUGUUACAGCCUUAAUUCAAAAUGAAUUAAAUUGUUUUUUUUUCCACCCAUCUACAUACUGACAAAAUGACCACGUUUUUAGAAAUUGUAGCAAAUGUAUUGACAAUGAAAUAUCUCAUUUACAUAAGUAUUCACACCCCUGAAUCAGUGCUUUGUAGAAGCACCUUUGGCAGCGAUUACUGCUGUGAGUCUCUAAGUGGAUUGUGCAACAUUUGCCAUUAUUCGUUAAAAGAAAUCUUCAAGCCCUGUCAAAUUUGUUGUUGAUCAGGGCCUCCCGAGUGGCGCAGCGGUCUAAGGCACUGCAUCGCAGUGCUAGAGGCGUCACUACAGACCCAGGUUCGAUCCCAGGCUGCAAUUGGCCCAGUGUCGUGGGGUUUGUCACACAACAAUGCCACAGAUGUUUUGAGGGAGCGUGCAAUUGGCAUGCUGACUACAGGAAUGUCCACCAGAGCAGUUGCCAGAUAAUGUAAUGUUAAUUUCUCUACCAUAAGCCGCCUCCAACGUCGUUUUAGAGAAUUCGGCCUGACAACCGCAGACCACUUGUAAACACGCCAGCCCAGGAUCUCCACAUCCGGCUUCUUCACCUGCGGGAUCGUCGGAGACCAGCCACCCGGACAGCUGAUGAAACUGAGGAGUAUUUCUGUCUGUAAUAAAGCCCUUUUGUGGGGAAAAACGUAUUCUGAUUGGCUGGGCCUUGCUCCCCGUUGGGUGGGCCAGUCUCCCAAGUGGGUGGGCCUAUGCCCUCCCAGACCCACCCAUGGCUGCACCCCUGCCCAGUCAUGUGUAAUCCAUAUAUUAGGGCCUAAUUUAUUUAUUUCAAUUGACUGAUUUCCUUUAUAUGAUCUGUCAUUUAGUAAAAUCUUUGAAAUUGUUACAUUAUGCGUUUUAUAUUUUUGUUCAGUAUAGAUUUAAGUCAAAGCUGUAACUCGGCCACUCAGGAACAUUCACUGUCUUCUUGGUAAGCAACUCCGGUGUAGAUUUGGCCUUGUGUUUUAGGUUAUUGUCCUGCUGAAAGGUGAAUUCAUCUCGCAGUGUCUGUUGGAAAGCAGACUGAACCAGAUUUUCAUCUAGGAUUUUGCCUAUGCUUAGCUCCAUUCAGUUUAUUUUUGAUCCUGAAAGACUCCCCAGUCCUUAACGAUUACAAGCAUACCCAUAACAUGAUGCAGCCACCACUAUGCUUGAAAAUAUGGAGUGGUACUCAGUAAUGUGCUCCCGAGUGGCGCAGCGGUCUAAGGCACAGCAUCUCAGUACUUGAGGCGUCACUACAGACCCCCUGGUUCGAUUCCAGGCUGUAUGACAGCCGGCUGUGAUUGGGAGUCCCAUAGGGCGGCGCACAAUUGGCUCAGCGUUGGCCGGUAUAGGCCGUCAUUGUAAAUAAGAAUUUGUUCUUAACUGACUUGCCUAGUUAAAUAAAAAUAAAUAAAUGUGUUAUAUUGGAUUUGCCCAAAACACAACACUUUGUAUUCAGGACAUAAAGUUUAUUGCUUUGCCAAAUUUUUUGCAGUAUUACUUUAGUGCCUUGUUGCAAACAGGAUGCAUGUUUUUGAAUAUUUUCUAUUCUGUACAGGCUUCCUUCUUUUCACUCUGUCAAUUAUGUUAGUAUUGUAGAGUAACUACAAUGUUGUUGAUCCAUCUUCAGUUUUCGCCUAUCACAGCCAUUAAACUCUGCAACUGUUUUAAAGUCACCAUUGGUCUCAUGGUGAAAUACCUGAGUAGUUUCCUUCCUCUCCGGCGACUGAGUUAGGAAGGAUGCCUGUAUCUUUGUAGUGACUGGGUGUAUUGAUAAACCAUCCAAAGUGUAAUUAAUAACUUCACCAUGCUCAAAGGGAUAUUCAAUGUCUACUUUUUUAUUUUACCCAUUUACCAAUCGGUGCCCUUUGCGAGGCAUUGGAAAACCUCCCUGGUCUUUGUGGUUGAAUCUGUAUUUUAAAUUCAAUGCUAGAUUGAGGGACCUUAGUCCUUCAAAAACUAUUAUUGCACACAGAGUGAGUCCAUGCACAUUGUUACUCCUGAACAUAUUUACAGUAGCCAUAACAAAGGGGUUGAGUACUUAUUGACUCAAGACAUUUCAGCUUUUCAUUUGUAAUAAAAGUAUAUUAUAUAUAUAUAUAUAUAUAUUUUUUUUUUUUUACAUCAUUUCACUUUGACAUUAUGGGGUAUUGUGUGUAGGUCAAUGAAAAACAAUCGCUAUUAAUAAAUUUUCAAUUUAGGCUGUAACACAACUAAAUGUGGAAAAAAUCAAGAGGUGUGAAUAAUUUCUGAAGGCACUGUAGCAUGGUAUGGUGGGGUAUGCAAAAUGGGUCAACUUUGAGCACCGCUAUCUCCUGAAUAUUUUGAAAUUCAGGUCCAAAAAGUCACUUUCUGACCACUUUUUCCAUGGGCAAACAUGUAUGGAAGGUUUUGUUUAAAUCAAUAGGGAUGCUGUCAAAAUGUGAUUGAAUUCAUAUGGAUUUACCCCAAUAGCCAGUAGUUCUGCUAACAUGUGUAUAUGAAAAUAUUUUUACCUUAACCUUUGUGCAUAGCCGUGGGAAGUAGGGGUGCUGAGGGUGCUGCAGCACCCCUUGAUAAAUCACAAUGAAAAAAUAAUUAUAUAAAAUUAAAAUAAAUCACAAUCACAAUUUUGUCACUAGACCUUUAUUACACCCAUAUGAGUGGAGAAAAAUAUACUCGUCAGCAGAGCGGGGAGAAAAAUAACCCCUCCCCCAAAAAAAACAUAUUUAACAUGCCUUUGUGAAUUGCUUGGUGACCCAUAUCUGAUGUCUUCUUCAGGCUGUGGAGGUCCUGAAAGCAGAGAGAGUAGGACAUGGUUACAACACUCUGGAGGAUCAAGUGUUGUACAAACAGCUCCUGGAACAGAACAUGCAUUUUGAGGUAAGAAUGUGCACAUUUAUAUUCACCUGUAAUGACAGUUACAUUGAACUUUGUAGACAUAGUAUAUUACAUGAUGUAUCACUAUACCUCAUAAAACAAGUCAAAUAGACCGUGUACAAAACAUUAGGAACACCUUCCUAAUAUUGAGUUGCACCCCCUUUUGCCAUCAGAACACCCUCAAUUCGUCGGGGCAUGGACUCUAUAAGGUGUAGAAUGCUGGCCCAUGUUGACUCCAAUGCUUCCCACAGUUGUGUCAAGUUGGCUGGAUGGCCUUUGUGUGGUGGACCAUUCUUCAUACACACUGGAAACUAUUGGGCAUGACAAACCCAGCAGUGUUGCAGUUCUUGACACACUCAAACCGGUGCGCCUGACACCUAUUACCAUACCCUGUUCAAAGGCACUUCAAUCUUUUGUCUUGCCCAUUCACCCUCUGAAUGGCACACCUACACAAUCAAUGUCUCAAUUGUCUGAAGGCUUAAAAAUCCAUAUUUAACCUGUCUCCUCCCCUUCAUCUAUACUGAUUGAAGUGGAUUAACAAGUGACAUCAAUAAGGGAUCAUAGCUUUCACCUGGAUUCACCUGCUCUGUCAUGGAAAGAGCAGGUGUUCCUAAUGUUUUGUCCACUCGGUGUCUAUCGUACCAUGGAGGCCUGUAUGGCAGCUAGUGCACAGUGACCUCUGGUGGUCACGGAGAAACAUCACACAGACUAGUCUCGUCCGCUAGCCGUACAUCUGACCCCGUCCUGAUUCACCACUCCUUAUUUUGAAUUCUGCACUUGUACACUUUCUGGCAUGGAUUUAACAAUUUAACAUGGAUUUAACUUACACUAAUCGUAUGUUUUUUUAAACCAAUGAGUGGGAGUGUGCAAGGGCACACUUCUGGAAAAGGUUGGAGCCUAUAGGUACAUGAAGGAAUGCUGUGUGAUUUCAGGUGUGUCCCAUAUCCAGCAAACUGACUGGAGCCUGUAAUCCAGACUUCACAGAGCAUCCUGUCAUCACGUAAGCGGUCUUUCACUCAGUAUAUUAUUAGAAUGAUACUUCUUUGGAUCAAGUUUCACCUAUUCAUAAAGAUCGCAGUACAGGCUUAGCUAGUUUCAUUUUGGUUUGGGUUUACUUCCUCCCCUCUGAAUGACGUGUGUGUGUGUGUGUGUGUGUGUGUGUGUGUGUGUGUGUGUGUGUGUGUGUGUGUGUGUGUGUGUGUGUGUGUGUGUGUGUGUGUGGGGGGGGGGUGUGUGUGGGUGUGUAGGUUCAGGGAGGAUAAGGCCAACUACUCCCUGAACACAGAUGACCCUUUGAUUUUCAACUCCACCCUGCACUUAGACUACAGCACUGCCCAGAAGUACAUGGGCUUCACUGAGGAGGAAUUCAAGAGACUGGUACAAAGCACAUUUGAACUCUUAUUCCUAUUUGGCAUUGUGGUUUAAUACCGUGAAAUACUAUCUACCACUGUUGAUAAUACCAUGUACAGUGCUUUCAGACCCUUUGACCUUUUCCACAUUUUGUUACGUUACAGCUUUAUUCUAAAAUGGAUUAAAAAAAAAAAAAUCUCAGCAAUCUACACACAAUACGCAAUAAUGAAAAAGUUAAAACAGUUUUUUGGAAAUUGUAUCAAAUUUAUUCAAAAUAAAAAACAAAAAUACCUUAUUUACAUAAGUAUUCAGACCCUUUGCUAUGAGACUUGAAAUUGAGCUCAGGUGCAUCCUGUUUCCAUUGAUCAUCCUUGAGAUGUUUCUACAACUUGAUUGGAAUCCACCUGUGGUAAAUUCAAUUGAUUGGACAUGAUUUGGAAAGGCACACACCUGUCUAUAUAAGGUCCCACAGUUGACAGUGCAUGUCAGAGCAAACACCAAGCCAUGAGGGCGAAGGAAUUGUCUGUAGAGCUCCGAGACAGGAUUGUGUCGAGGCACAGAUCUGGGGAAGGGUACCAAAACAUUUCUGCAACAUUGAAGGUCCACAAGAACACAGUGGCCUGCAUCAUUCUUAAAUGGAAGAAGUUUGGAACCACCAAGACUCUUCCUAGAGCUGGCCGCCCAGCCAAACUGAGCAAUUGGUGGAGAAGGGCCUUGAUCAGGGAGGUGACCAAGAACCCGAUGGUCACUCUGAUAGCGCCCCAGAGUUCCUCUGUGGAGAUGGGAGAACCUUCCAGAAGGACAACCAUCUCUGCAGCACUCCACCAAUCAGGCCUUUAUGGUAGAGUGGCCAGACGGAAGCCACUCCUCAGUAAAAGUCACAUGACAGCCCGCUUGGAGUUUGCCAAAAGGCACCUAAAGACUCUCAGACCAUGAGAAACAAGAUUCUCUGGUUUGAAGAAAACAAGAUUGAACUCUUUUCCCUGAAUGCCAAGCAUCACAUCUGGAGGAAACCUGGAACCAUCCCUACGGUGAAGCAUGAUGGUUGCAGCGUCAUGCUGUGGGGAUGUUUUUCAGCGGCAGGGACUGGAAGACUAGUCAGGAUCGAGGGAAAGAUGAACGGAGCAAAGUACAGAGAGAUCCUUGAUGAAAACCUGCUCCAGAGCGCUCAGGACCUCACACCGGGGCGAAGGUUCACCUUCCAACAGGACAACGACCCUAAGCACACAGCCAAGGCAACGCAGGAGUGGCUUCGGGACAAGUCUCAAUGUCCUUGAGUGCCCAGCCAGAGCCCAGACUUGAACCCGAUUUGAAGAUCUCUGGAGAGACCUGAAAAUAGCUGUGCAGCGACGCUCCCCAUCCAACCUGACAGAGGUUGAGAGGAUCUGCAGAGAAGAAUGGUAGAAACUCCCAAAAUACAGUUUUUUUUUUUUUUUUUUCCUUUAUUUAACUAGGCAAGUCAGUUAAGAAUAAAUUCUUAUUUACAAUGACGGCCUACACCGGCCAAACCCGGACGACGCUGGGCCAAUUGUGUGCCGCCCUUUGGGACUCCCAAUCACGGCCGGUUGUGAUACAGCCUGGAAUCGAACCAGGGGGUCUGUAGUGACGCCUCAAGCACUGAGAUGCAGUGCCUUAGACCGCUGCGCCACUUGGGAGCCCACCUGUGUGCUAAGAUUGUAGCGUCAUACCCAAGAAGACUCGGGGCUGUAAUUGCUGCCAAAGGUGCUUCAACAAAGUACUCAGUAAAGGGUCUGAAUACUUAUGUAAAUGUGAUAUUUCAGUUUUUAUUUAUUUAUUUUUGCAAAAAAAAAUCGAAAAACCUGUGUUCGCUUAGUCAUUAUGGGGUAUUGUGUGUAGAUUGAGGGGAAUUAAACAAUGUAAUCAAUUUUAAAAUAAGGCUGUAACGUAACAAAAUGUGGAAAAAUUCAAGGGGUCGGAAUACUUUCUGAAUGCACUGUGUGUAAAAUACUACAGUAUCCUCACCUUUGGAUGGUUUAAUGAUUCUCUCUCACUCACCUUGUUUUCCAGAACAUAAACUCAGCUAACUCCAGCUUUUUGCCUGAGAAGGAGAAGAAGGAUCUUGUGAACAAGUUGUAUGAAGCCUAUGGAAUGGUGGAGAACACUGGCUUUUAAAUGAAGCACUGAUCAGAUUCGCUUAAAUGGCAAUACAACAAACCAGCAACCAACCACUUUAAACUCUUACUUCCCCAACUUGGCACUCUGGAAUGUCUAUGCUCCUUCCUAUGCGUACAUAGAUUGAACCAGCAAUACAUUAUUGUACUGCUGUACAUAGCUCAAACACUCUCAUCGCAAUGAAGAAAACUGUUAAUCAGUAUUCCAUCUAACUGUGGAUCCCACGGAUAAAGCAGUUGUUUAGUCUACUGUGAAUUGGUGCAGAAAUGUAAAGGUGGUCUUAAAUAAUUUGUUAUUUCAACCUGUUUGGUCUUUCUCAUAGUGAAACACAGUAAUAACUUACCUUGCCUCAUCAAACAACAAGCACUUUGUAUGCCUCACAGUCAAUUCUCAAAGUACUUUUUGCAUCCGGUAUAUAUCAUUCAUGGAAUGUAAUAGAUGUGUACUAUGCAUUUAUGCUUGAAGGAAAGUACUUUUCAUUAACUGGUGGUAAAGGAAAGCUAUUGUGUACUAUACAUCAGUUAUGCCUAGGCCAAGUGAGAUAGGCCCAUAGACCAUUCGAAUCACCAUGCCCACAACUCGUUUUUUAAAUGUUUUUAUUUUUAUUAAUUUUUUGGGGGUAGAUCAGCUUAAUAUUGUAGAUGGAUUGUAACUUCCAUCAA